UCUAAUGGGGAUCCGGUCAGCUCCUCCCUUUCCCAAGACCUGUUGCUGCUGCCCUCCGAAUUUAGUCCCUCUGUGGUGCCCGACUUCCUCCUCCUACUUCUUAAAUGGCUGUCAGCACAUUAGCAGCCGCGGCUGGAGAAGCGCGAGCAGGGAUGGCUUCAGAUGAGCUGGUUUUCUACGUGAAUGGCAAAAGGAUAGUGGAAGAGAAGGCAGAUCCUGAGCAGAUGCUGCUGCCAUAUCUGAGGAAGAGCCUCCGUCUCACAGGUACCAAGUCUGGCUGUGGUGGAGGUGGCUGUGGUGCAUGCACUGUGAUGAUAUCAAGAUAUGAGCCAGUUACUAAGAAGAUCGUUCAUUAUUCAGCCAAUGCAUGCUUGAUUCCCAUAUGUUCAUUAUAUGGUACUGCAGUUAUCACUGUGGAAGGAAUUGGAACUACCAAAACCAGGAUUCAUCCCGUUCAGGAACGGAUUGCGAAAAGUCAUGGUUCUCAGUGUGGCUUCUGCACUCCUGGCAUGGUGAUGUCCAUCUACGCUUUACUGCGCAACCAGCCGGAACCCACGUCAGAACAGAUAACUGAAGCUCUGGCUGGCAAUUUAUGCCGCUGCACUGGCUACAGGCCUAUUAUCGAUGGCUGUAAUACUUUCUGCAAGGAAUCAUUUUGUUGCCAAAGUCGAGAGAAUGGGAACUGUUGCUUGGAUCAAGAAGACCAUUUACCUAAUAAGGAAAAGAAGACUUGUACAACACUGUUUUCUGCAGAAGAAUUCCAGCCCUUGGAUCCCACUCAAGAACUAAUAUUUCCACCAGAACUCAUGAGAAUGGCUGAAAAUCAGACAGCACGGACUCUUAUUUUCCAUGGGGAAAGAACUAGGUGGAUUUCUCCUGUAAAUCGAAAAGAACUUCUGGAACUGAAAGCCAAGUACCCCCAGGCGCCUCUUGUAGUAGGGAACACUGGUUUGGGACCUUCUAUGAAAUUUAAAGGUGUAUUUCAUCCACUUAUCAUCUCACCUACGAGGAUAUUGGAUUUGUAUGUGGUAGAACACACAGAGAAUGGGCUAAUACUAGGAGCUGCCUGUAGCCUGACUUUAGUGAAAGACAUUCUGACAAAAGCCAUUUCAGAACUUCCAGCAGAGAAGACCAAGAUAUUCUGUGCUCUCUUGCAACAGUUAAAAACUCUGGGCGGACAGCAGAUCCGAAAUGUAGCUUCUUUUGGAGGAAAUAUCAUAAUGAGAAGUUCAACAUCUGACAUCAAUCCUAUUCUUGCAGUUGGCAAUAGUAUCCUCAGUGUGGCAUCACAAGGGAGACUGCGACAGAUUCCUUUGAGUGAUCUUUUUGCUGAUGGACUUGGAAAAAAUACCCUUGAACCAGAGGAGAUCCUAGUGUCUAUUCACAUUCCACAUUCUAGGAAGGGUGAAUUUGUAUCAGCAUUCCGACAGGCCCAGCGGCAGGAAAAUGCUUUACCUAUUGUUACUGCAGGGAUGAGAGUUCUUUUUGACGAAGGCUGCAACAUCAUUAAGGACAUCAGCAUCUUUUAUGGAGGCAUUAGCCCCACUACAGUUGCUGCAAAGCAUACAUGCCAGGCACUCAUUGGGAGACCUUGGGAUGAGGAGAUGCUGGAUGAAGCCUGCAGAUCAGUCCUCAAAGAACUUGUUCUCCCAAGCGCUGCUCCAGGGGGCAAAGUAGAGUAUAGAAGGACUCUCAUUGUCAGUUUCAUCUUCAAAUUCUACCUGGAGGUGCUGAAGUCAUUGAAGACAAUGUAUUCCAGUCGGUAUCCAGACAUCCCAGAGAAUUAUAUGAGUGCCCUUGAACAUUUCCAUACCAAAAUCCCCCAGAGCAUGCAAAAGUUCCAGGAUGUAGAGCUGGGGCAACUUGCUCAAGACCCAAUAGGACGUCCAGUCAUGCACCAGGCCGGUAUUAAACAUGCUACAGGGGAAGCCAUUUAUUGUGAUGACAUUCGUGCUGUGGAUGAGGAACUCUUCUUGGCUCUAGUAACCAGUUCUAAAGCCCAUGCAAAGAUUGGGUCAAUUGAUGCUUCAGAAGCCCUCAAGAUGCCAGGUGUGGUUGAUAUAAUUUCUGUUCAGGAUGUCCCAGCCACCAAUGAGUUCUAUAACUAUGAAAUCCCCGACAUUGUAUUUGCCAGAGGAACGGUGACUUGUGUGGGUCAGAUUGUCUGUGCUGUGGUUGCCGAUUCAGAUGUUCAUGCCAAACAAGCAGCUGCAAAGGUGAAGAUCGAGUAUGAGCCACAGGAACCCGUGAUCCUGACAAUCCAGGAGGCGAUAGAGCACAACUCAUUCUUUGAACCGCAAAAAAAAAAAAUAGAAAAUGGAAAUGUAGAUGAAGCGUUUAAAAGUGUUGACCACAUACUGGAAGGUGAGAUCCAUAUUGGGGGACAGAAGCAUUUCUACAUAGAAACGCAGAGUAUCCUUGCUGUUCCCAAAGGAGAGGAUAAAGAAAUGGAUGUGUAUGUGUCAUCCCAGCAUCCAGCAAUGGUACAGGAAAUGGUGGCCUCUUGUUUAGGCAUCCCAGAUAACAGGAUCAUGUGUCACGUCAAACGAGUGGGAGGAGCUUUUGGUGGGAAGCUGCUGAGAACUGGCUUGUUGGCCUGCAUUGUAGCUGUGGCAGCUAACAAGACAGGUCAUGCAGUGCGCUGUGUUCUGGACAGAGGCACUGACAUGUUAGUCACUGGAGGUCGACACCCUUUUGUUGGCAAGUACAAAGUUGGCUUCAUGAAUAAUGGCAGGGUCUUGGCUAUAGAUAUCGAUGUGUACCUUAACGGAGGAUGCACCCCUGAUGAUUCUCUUCUGGUUACAGAGAUAGUCCUGCUAAAAAUGGACAAUGCAUACAAGAUUCCAUCUAUCCGAUCCCAUUGCUGUACUUGCAAGACACAUAUGCCAUCCAACACAGCUUUCCGAGGCUUUGGCUUUCCACAAGCAGGACUGUUGACAGAGGCCUGGAUAACACGUGUGGCAGCCAGAUGUGGCCUAUUACCAGAGGAGAUUCGAGAAAUAAAUAUGUACAAAGAAAAUGAACAGACCCCUUACAAACAGGAGCUCAACCCACAGAAUCUGCAUAAAUGUUGGAAUGAAUGUAUGGACAAAUCUGCAUAUCACACAAGGAAAGCAACUGUGAACAAAUUCAACGCACACAAUUACUGGAAGAAGAAAGGGAUUGCUAUUAUUCCCAUGAAGUUUCCAGUUGGUUUUUGUACACGCGUGCUAGGUCAGGCUGCUGCUCUGGUCCACUUAUAUACUGAUGGGUCUGUGCUCCUGACGCAUGGUGGUGUAGAAAUGGGACAAGGACUUCACACAAAAAUGAUACAGGUGGCUAGCCGAGAGUUAAAGAUGCCAAUGUCAAAUAUUCAUUUCUGUGAAACAAGUACCACAACAAUUCCUAAUGCAUGUGCUUCAGUAGGAUCCAUGGGAACUGAUGUCAAUGGAAUGGCAGUGAAGGAUGCCUGCCAGACUCUUCUGAAACGUCUUGCACCCAUCAUUGACCAGAACCCGAAGGGCAGCUGGAAAGAAUGGGCCAAAGAAGCUUUUGAUCAGAGCAUCAAUCUGUCAGCUACAGGUUACUUCAGAGGCUAUGAAGCAGACAUGGAUUGGGAGAAAGGGGAGGGCCAUCCCUUUGAAUAUUUUAUUUAUGGAGCUGCUUGCACCGAGGUUGAAAUAGACUGUCUGACUGGGGGUCACAAGAACAUCAGAACAGAUAUUGUUAUGGAUAUUGGACGCAGCAUCAAUCCUGCAGUGGACAUAGGUCAGAUUGAAGGUGCCUUUGUUCAAGGUCUUGGGCUUUACACAACAGAAGAACUCAGCUUCUCCCCAGAGGGAGUCCUCUACACACGAGGCCCAGAUCAGUAUAAGAUCCCUGCGGUUUGUGACAUCCCGGAACAAUUCAGUGUCUCCUUGCUGGCAUCUUCCCAAAACACAACAGCAAUCUACUCAUCCAAGGGCCUCGGUGAAUCAGGGCUUUUCUUGGGGUGCUCUGUGUUUUUUGCAAUCUGGGAUGCAGUGGCUGCUGCGAGGAGGGAAAGAGAAUUGUCUGGGGACUUUGUGCUGAACAGCCCCUUGACUCCUGAGCGGAUUCGAAUGGCCUGUGCUGACCAGUUUACUGAGAUGAUCCCAAAGGAUGAAAACAAGCCUACUGCUUCUUGGAACAUCCUCCUGUGAAUGAAAAAGCAGGAACCAUAUGAAGUGUGUUACAGCAUAGCAUAGCAGUUAAUGUCGUCACCUGCUUAAUGGAAAGUCCUAUUCAUAUUAGUUCAGUACUUUCUUCCUCACUCUUAAUUAUUGCAAGCUGCAUAAUAAUUUGCAAGAAAGUCUCUUUCUCACAGUUUUCAAGUUAUUCUCAAAGAUUCUCACAGUUUUCAAGUUAUACUAUAAUAGAGAGCUACCAUUAAAGAUCAGAUCAUUUGUCUCCAAUCUCUAUAUUCAAUCCACUCUCUUGGAUCCCUAGUAUAGUUCCCACUUACCCUGCCCUCUUGGGGGUUGUGCUCAACCUCAGCAGAUCCACCAGCCCCCCUUAACUCAUUUGCUCCUCUUACCAAGAGCACCCAUGCCCUCUUCUCCCUUUUGUUAUCAGUGCCAUUUCUGUAGUCCCCCUUUUUUCACUGGAUCUUCAAUACCUCACUUCUUUUCCUUUUCCAUCAGCCUUCUGCUGCUUCCACCCACAUUUCCCUCUGCUUCUCAACGCAGAAGUAGGCGUGUGCAUCCAUCUGGAUCCGUCCGGACCGGCAAGGGGGGGGUCUAUCUUUAAGGGC
Messenger RNA from Hemicordylus capensis (graceful crag lizard), 4750 nucleotides. RefSeq names its product aldehyde oxidase 1 (gene AOX1). The transcript is spliced from 35 exons. Bases 105 to 4160 code for a protein of 1351 amino acids. The record is from RefSeq and is a predicted model, not a curated record. Gene Ontology annotation, molecular function: iron ion binding; 2 iron, 2 sulfur cluster binding; FAD binding. Lineage: Eukaryota; Metazoa; Chordata; Lepidosauria; Squamata; Cordylidae.